CAUCACUGACCUCCAUCCACCAGCCAUGGGGAAGAUCACCUUCUACGAGGACCGGGGCUUCCAGGGCCGCCACUACGAGUGCAGCAGUGACCACCCGAACCUGCAGCCCUAUUUCAGCCGCUGCAACUCCAUCCGCGUGGACAGCGGCUGCUGGAUGCUCUAUGAGCAGCCCAACUACUCGGGCUGCCAGUAUUUCCUGCGGCGCGGGGACUACCCGGACUACCAGCAGUGGAUGGGCCUCAGCGACGCGGUCCGCUCCUGCCGCCUCAUCCCCCACACCAGCUCCCACAGGAUCAGGAUUUAUGAGCGAGAAGACUACAGGGGCCAGAUGGUAGAGAUCACCGAGGACUGCUCCUCGCUUCACGACCGCUUCCACUUCAGUGAGAUCCACUCCUUCCAAGUGCUGGAGGGCUACUGGGUCCUCUACGAGAUGCCCAACUACCGGGGGCGGCAGUACCUGCUGAGACCGGGGGACUACAGGCGCUACCACGACUGGGGGGCCACGAGUGCCCGAGUGGGCUCUUUGAGGAGAGCCAUGGAUUUCUACUGA
Molecule: messenger RNA, 550 nt
Organism: Prionailurus viverrinus (fishing cat)
Lineage: Eukaryota; Metazoa; Chordata; Mammalia; Carnivora; Felidae
Product: gamma-crystallin F
Exons: 3
Coding region: 26-550 (174 amino acids)
Biological process (GO): visual perception; lens development in camera-type eye
Molecular function (GO): structural constituent of eye lens
Source: RefSeq, a predicted model, not a curated record